This is a messenger RNA of Phytomonas sp. Hart1, 1914 nucleotides long. The record is from the annotation of a GenBank genome assembly. NCBI's taxonomy places the organism in Eukaryota, Euglenozoa, Kinetoplastea, Trypanosomatida, Trypanosomatidae.
AUGUCGUGUAAGAAUGAUCUCGCCAUACCUGUCGCACCAGAGGUCAAGAUCCCGAUUUUAAAUGCUAAUAGAAAGUUACACCUUACUGGAGCAAUGACAAAGAGUAUUUUUAAUCGAACUACCACAGAAAGUAUCCCUUUACCUCUUCAACGCGAGCUAAAGGUGUUUGAGUGUAGCAAUGGAGUUGAAUUGCACAAGCGCUCUGAUGCCAUUAUAAAGGAUUCACAUCCUCCGUCUGCUGAUAUACCUCAUUUCACUCCGUUGAGUCUAUCACUUCGUCAUAAUUUUCAAUAUUGUCACAGUGAACAAACCCUCUCUCAAAGUAAAACACCAGCUGAAAUUCGCAUUCCAAAGCGUUCUCCAAGCCCUGAACCGGCACCUCCGGCUCCGUCUAGCAGAGAAUCCUAUGCUCAGGAGGUUAAAAUGCCUUCUGUAUCAUUCGCACAUCCGACAGCUGUCCAUGUUGAAUUAAAGCGACCUGGUGAGAGUAUAGCAUCUGGCUUGGUACCAAAGUGCCUCAACGAUGAGACCCCCGUUGUGAGACUGGUGGAAAGAGAGCGUCAGAGCUGUGCUGGUGACACAUUGAGCAAUCACAAUACACAAGAAGGAAAACAGCAAGCAACUGUCAGGGAGGGAGGAACAACCACUCUAUUGGAUCAAAAUUAUACAGCAAAGGUUUCAUCACGCAGCGGAUCACCAUCGCCACAUAUCGUAGCAGUUGAGUCUCACAAUUGUUGUUCAACUGACGUGCAAGAAAGCAGCUAUUCCCCACGCACCGGGUCUUCUCGUUACCACUACUUGUCUGAUUUUCCUUCAAAAUCUCAGCCUUCUGAUAUUCACUCAUUGAAGGGUGAAACCCGUUCGUGCAUGUGGAGACUUGCGUCAUCUAUGGGUGGUAGCACUUUGCACAAUACAGAUAAAGAUAAGCUGGAGGCGCAAUCCAUAGACCACGUAGAAGACAAGGUAAUUCAUCCAACAUGGCAACCAUGCAUCGUCAAAGAGAUACGACCAGCGUGGAACCAGCGGAUACCCCCCUCGAAACUGCGUCCAGUGGUGAGUGUAGCUGGCAGCAAGGCACCCCAAAGGCGGUCUCCUUCAUCGUCACGGGUACGCACUAUGCACGGUGAGGAGAAGUCUAUGGUACGGACAUGGAGUCUCUGCUCGAAAAGUCGUAGUAAUGUGAGCCCUGAUGAGAUGCCGAAGACUGUGCCUGGAAAAGCUUUUAUCGAUAGAACAUCCUUUCAGCAGUCUCAUGCCCAACCAGAGCAUGCAAACAAAAGCAAAUCAAACCCAGUACUAACACAACCGGCUAGUAUCACGCGACGUAAAUCAAGACCAGCGUCUGUCACACCAAGAGCGAUGAGUGACGUAACCCCACCAUCAGUGCGUAUCCUUUUCCGUAAUCAAAACUCCCGUGAGAGUUCUGCGGCUGACAGGACAUUGCGCCACAUCGUCUUAGGGAGCCCUUCUACGACCCCUAAAGAAACCAAGAAUUAUUUGGAUUCAAUUCAAAAGCAGGUGCAACUCACACAGCAGUCGGCGCAGAUUGCUGUGGAAAGAGCUACUCACGCAGAGGCACGUUGUGCAGAACUGGAGAAGCAAUUACAGGAAUCUGAAAUACAACGAAGGCGCGAUAGAGAGGACUUCGCUUCAAAUUUAUUCAGGCUAGCUGGAAAAGUAAACUUUGCAGUGGAAUGGAUUCACAGCUAUGAGAGGGAUCCUGCUAGUCUGGAGGAUAGAUCGAAAAAGGAAGCAUAUUCACCAAUUUAUGGCGAAGAUAGAGUUCGACUUGGUGAUGAGUAUCAGAAAUCAACACCUGAUGUACAAGGAGCCACACCUACACCAGAGCGCAGUAUCACCAGUACAGUACGUUUGCCAUUUUCUUCAUCAAUGAUUUUCGAAAUGCGUUCAUAA